UCUCGUCUAACUUUCUCUCCAUACCUUCCCAGCCAAGUAGCAAUUAAGGGUCCAAAGGAGGAUCUGUAGUGUUGUAUGGACAAGAAUGAAGACGGCCAAGGGCAACUUAGGGGCACAAGGCCAGCUUGUUUCUAAGCAAAAUGCCCAUGAUCAUGCAGAUGCUGAUGGUUUUGAAGAGCCUAAGAUAAAACUUGAAGAGAUUGUAGUGAAGAAAACAGAUGAUGCAAGCGACAUGGUCAAUUUACCCAAGCAUGGAAAACCCCUCAGUCCACUGGCAUGCCUCACUUCGGAUGCAUUGUUCGACAGUUACAUCCUAGCCAUUGUGGGAUUCAAGAAAGAAAUCGAUGUCAAUUCCUUGAAAAUUUUACUACGAAAUAACCUGGCACAGCACCAAAGGUUUUCAAGUGUUGUGGUAAAGGACAAGCACAACAAUCUGAAGUGGGAACUCAGAGAGGUGGCGUUAGAGGAUCACGUGAUUGUUCCAUGCUUUAGUCUAUCCACUGUAGAGAAUCCCAACUUCAUAAAUGAGUAUACAAGCUCUCUAGUGACUGCUCCUCCACUUAACCCAUGUAGGCCUCUCUGGGAAGUCCAUGUGUUGCAUGUUUCUUCCGGAGAUGCAGCAGCCAGCCUUGUAUUCAGAAGCCAUCACUCAUUAGGAGACUCUGUCUCAGUUCUUUCCCUCAUAAAUUCCACUAGAAAAGCUGCAAAUCCUAACGUGUCAUCCUCCAUCCCACAACAUAAAUCGUCUGGCCAGAGAUCCACAGCCUUUUUGCAAAUUUUUUGCAAUGUGGUUGCAGGGCUUUGGUUCACAUUCCUAUGUCUGAUCCAGUAUGGGGCCACUCUGCUAUGGAAGCAGGACAGGAAUUUAUUGAGACAAGACAGUAGAUCAAAAAUUGGUCCAAAGCAUUUGGCGCAUGUGACUCUCAGCAUUGAAGAUAUUUGUCUAGUUAAAAAUGCAGUUAAUGGGACAUUGAACGACGUGAUAAUGGGAGCGCUUUCCGCUGGUUUUUUGCGUUAUAUGAGCAGGCUACAAGUACCAGAGAAGCAUCUUCCAUUAAACACGAGACUUCGAGCAAUGGUUCCAGUAAAUAUGAGGCCGUUUACUAUGCUCAAAGAUCUGGAUAGCAACAUGAAAAACCCAUCAAAAGCUACGUGGGGGAAUAUAGUAGGUUUAUGGAUGUUUCCGCUUCCUAUGUUCCACUAUGGAGAUCCUCUUCAAUAUUGCCGUGAUACAAGAAUGAUAUCCAGGAGGAAGAAGUUAUCUUACGAGGCAUCACUCACAUACGGCUUAACCAAAUACAUGCCAACAAAGUUGUUGGCGUACAUUGUCGGCAGAUUAGGUGCGAGCACUACACUGGGCUUCUCGAAUGUGAUGGGCCCCGUGGAACAGAUCGAACUCAGUGAUAACCCCAUUACUCACAUUAUUCCUACGGCUCACGUUAACUAUCAUUCAAUAGUAAUUCAUUUCAUGAGCUACGCUGGAAAAGGAAAGCUGGUUGCAUUAGUAUCAGAAGACGUAAUUCCCGAUCCGCAGCAGCUUUGCGAAGAUUGCGCAGACGCCUUGCAAGUGAUGAAAGAAGCAGCAGCUAAAACAACUCCACUAAAUUUAUCUUGAUAUUUCACCUCCUCCAUUUGCAGGCUAGUACGUCAAUAUUAAAAAAUAUAUUGACUUAAAAAGUCGAGAUUAAAGAGAGUCUAUGGGACAGUCUGUUCAAUCAAAAUUGGUUUUUGGAUAUCAAUUUUUUGUCUAUGCAAGUUGAUGAUGAGUGUUUUCAGUUUUUCCAUAUACUCCUUGAAAAAAAAAUUAUAUCAUCAACAGUAAUCAAGAUAUUAAUAUUGAUAAAGAUAUGUCCUGCAGAUAAAGAUAUAAAUAGUAUUUCAAUUAAUAUUGAUAAA
Cryptomeria japonica (Japanese cedar) is the source of this 1896-nucleotide messenger RNA. RefSeq names its product wax ester synthase/diacylglycerol acyltransferase 5. Gene Ontology annotation, biological process: triglyceride biosynthetic process. Gene Ontology annotation, molecular function: long-chain-alcohol O-fatty-acyltransferase activity; diacylglycerol O-acyltransferase activity. Gene Ontology annotation, cellular component: plasma membrane. Bases 86 to 1615 code for a protein of 509 amino acids. Lineage: Eukaryota; Viridiplantae; Streptophyta; Pinopsida; Cupressales; Cupressaceae. The transcript is spliced from 6 exons. The record is from RefSeq and is a predicted model, not a curated record.